Molecule: messenger RNA, 1623 nt
Organism: Euleptes europaea (tarantolino)
Lineage: Eukaryota; Metazoa; Chordata; Lepidosauria; Squamata; Sphaerodactylidae
Product: zinc finger protein ZFP2-like
Exons: 7
Coding region: 1-1623 (540 amino acids)
Biological process (GO): negative regulation of transcription by RNA polymerase II
Molecular function (GO): DNA-binding transcription repressor activity, RNA polymerase II-specific
Source: RefSeq, a predicted model, not a curated record
AUGGACGAUGUGCAUCGCCAGCAAUUCAGGUGCCUCUCCUAUGAGGAUGCUCAGGGCCCCCGAGAGGUCUGCAGACUGCUCCACCGUCUUUGCCGCCAGUGGCUGCAGCCGGAAAGGCGCACCAAGAAGGAGCUGCUGGACCUGGUGAUCCUGGAGCAGUUGCUGGCCGUCCUGCCCCCGGAGAUGGAGAGCUGGGGGCAGGAGCAAAUCGCACAGGAGCCUUGCCACGGAACAACCUUUCCCGGUGAUGCAAUGAAACUGGCAAUAUAUUCUUUGUCAUCUCUUUGUGACAAAUCAGCUCCUGUGAAGUCAGAUCAGGGUCCGGUGACCUUUGAGGAAGUGACUGUUCAUUUCACUGAAGAGGAGUGGACUCUUCUGGGUCCGGAUCAAAGAAGCCUUCACAGGGAAGUCAUGGAGGACAAUCGUCGGAAUGUGGCCUUUCUGAGGGAGAAACCCUAUAAAUGCCUGAACUGUGGAAAGAGCUUUUCUCAGAGAGCUAAUCUUACUACCCAUCGACGUAUCCACACAGGGGAGAAACCCUAUAAAUGCUUGGAGUGCGGAAAGAGCUUUGCUAAGAAUAAUGCUGCUCUUACUGCCCAUCGACGUAUCCACACAGGGGAGAAACCCUAUAAAUGCUUGGAGUGCGGAAAGAGCUUUUCUCAGAAUGCUGCUCUUACUGCCCAUCGACGAAUCCACACAGGGGAGAAACCUUAUAAAUGCUUGGAGUGUGGAAAGACCUUUGCUAAGAGUGCUACUCUUACUGCCCAUCGACUUAUCCACACAGGGGAGAAACCCUAUAAAUGCUUGGAGUGCGGAAAGAGCUUUUCUAAGAGUGCUAGUCUUAGUGCCCAUCAACGUAUCCACACAGGGGAGAAACCAUAUAAAUGCUUGGAGUGCGGAAAGACCUUUUGCAAGAGUUCUAGUCUUACUGCCCAUCAACAUAUCCACACAGGGGAGAAACCCUAUAAAUGCUUGGAGUGUGGAAAGACCUUUGCUAAGAAUGUAUACCUUACUGCCCAUCUCCGUAUCCACACAGGGGAGAAACCCUAUAAAUGCUUGGAUUGCGGAAAGAGCUUUUCUCAGAGUGCUACUCUUACUGCCCAUCUCCGUAUCCACACUGGGGAGAAACCCUAUAAAUGCUUGGAGUGCGGAAAAAGCUUUUCUCAGAGUGCUACUCUUACUGCCCAUCGACGUAUGCACACAGGGGAAAAACCCUAUAAAUGUUUGGAGUGCGGAAAGAGCUUUUCUAAGAGUGCUACUCUUACUGCCCAUCGACGUAUCCACACAGGGGAGAAACCCUAUAAAUGCCUGAAGUGUGGAAAGAGCUUUUCUCACAGUGCUACUCUUACUGCCCAUCAACGUAGCCACACAGGGGAGAAACCCUAUAAAUGCUUGGAUUGCGGAAAGAGCUUUUCUCACAGUGGUACUCUUACUGCCCAUCAACGUAACCACACAGGGGAGAAACCCUAUAAAUGCUUGGAGUGCGGAAAGAGCUUUUCUAAGAGUGCUACUCUUACUGCCCAUCAACGUAUCCACAGGGGAGAUACCAUAAAAAUGCUUGUAGUGCAGAAAGAUCUUUUGCAAGAGUGCUGCUCUUACUGCCCAUCAAUGUAUCCAUACUGA